CUCUCCUCUCCCUCUAUCUCGCUCUGACUCCGGAGGACUGGCUUCGGCGGAGCUGCUGCGGUGGAUCGGUUUGGUGGUUCGCGGUCGGACAGGGAUUUUUUCCUCGGUGCGCUCCCGUCACGGAGGAAUUUGCCAUCUGAUCAUGGGGUCAUCGUCACCACGAUCCUCAGCAUCUUCAGCCGCAUCAGCACCACACUUUACUUUCUUAACGGCAGCGCCGGAUCACGACGACAGCGCACUAAAAUAAAACUCUGGCUAUUCGUCGAUCACCACUCGGGGAAACUUUUUAACAUUUUUCCUUUUUUAAUCAAUUAUAAAAAAGCGUGAAAAAUGGAGAUCCCAACUUCCCUGCUGGCGAGUCUUUUUUUGUUAUUCCUUGGAGGGGAUAUUUUCACCAGGGCCAUGCUGAGUGACAUUGGGGACUAUGUAGGUUCCGACAUUGAAAUAUCCUGGUUACCUAAUCUGGAUGAAUUAAUGAAGGGCUAUGCCAGAAAUUUUCGCCCUGGGAUAGGAGGUCCACCAGUGAAUGUGGCCAUGGCUAUCGAAGUGGCCAGCAUUGACCACAUUUCUGAAGCCAACAUGGACUAUACAAUGACUGUGUUCUUGCGGCAGAGCUGGCACGAUGACCGCCUGUCCUACAAUCACACCAACAAGACAUUGGGGUUAGAUAGUCGUUUUGUGGACAAGCUGUGGCUCCCUGACACUUUCAUUGUUAAUGCCAAAUCUGCUUGGUUCCACGAUGUCACCGUGGAGAACAAGUUGAUCCGCUUGCAGCCCAAUGGAGUCAUCCUAUACAGCAGCCGAAUCACUUCAACAGUGGCAUGUGAUAUGGACCUGACCAAGUAUCCCAUGGAUGAACAGGAAUGUAUGCUAGACCUGGAGAGCUAUGGUUACUCCUCAGAGGACAUAGUGUAUCACUGGUCUGAGAGUCAGAGACACAUCCAUGGCCUGGACAAACUGGAGCUCUCCCAGUUUACCAUCACAGACUAUCGGUUUGUCACAGAAAUGAUGAACUUUAAAUCUGCGGGGAGAUUCCCAAGACUCAGCCUUCGCUUCGAGCUGAGACGUAACCGAGGCGUCUACAUCAUACAGUCAUAUAUGCCUUCCAUUCUACUGGUUGCCAUGUCUUGGGUAUCCUUUUGGAUCAGCCAAUCAGCAGUCCCUGCCCGUGUAUCCUUAGGGAUCACAACUGUUCUCACUAUGACCACAUUGAUGGUAAGCGCCCGCUCCUCCCUGCCUCGAGCAUCAGCCAUUAAGGCAUUAGACGUCUACUUCUGGAUCUGUUACGUGUUUGUGUUCGCUGCACUCAUUGAGUAUGCCUUUGCACACUACAACGCCGACUACAGACUUAAAGAGAAGGCCAAGGUGAAGGCCAACAAGCUCAGCUCGGAGUCAAUUGUGAAGAAUGGAAAACAGGCUAUGGUUCUGUUUUCCCUCUCGGUUACCGGCAUGAACCAGAGCGUGAUGAUUGCUAACCGCCAUGGGCGGGCCCAGCGCUCGAGCAGUGAAAUCCCCGGAGAGGGCGGCAGCGAGGAGACUGAGCCGAGGAGGAGAAGGUCCAAGCAGGCAGAGGAGACAAAGGAGGAAAAGAAGUGCUGUUCCAAGUGCGUCUGCAAGCCCAUUGAUGCCGACACGAUCGACAUCUAUGCCAGGGCCGUUUUCCCCUUCACUUUCGCUGUGGUGAAUGUGAUCUACUGGGUGGCUUACACCAUGUGAAGAAGAGGCAGCCGGGCUGUGAGAAUGGCUGCCAUCUCGAGCUGUAUAUAAGACACUGCUGGAGCUGUGCAGCUACAAAGCGGGCAGAAUGAUGCAGCUGAAGUAAACUCUAGGCCUCAGUUAGAAAUCAAAAUGUAAGAAGAAGUGUUAAGCCUUUGAAUAUGGAUAUCUAUGAUUAAUGGAAGGAGUAAUGAGUAUACAAAGUGUAAAAAGGACUUCAUUUAUUUAAAUACAGAUACAGAAACGUUUUGUAUGAAGUCACAGAACUAUGUUGCCUGUUAAAAGUUCACAUAUACAGUGAAGUUAUAGAAGCUUUACAAUGGACGUAUACGGCAAAUAAUCCUGCCUAAAGUUCCGCCCACAAGCUGACAUCUUCAAAAGACGAUCACGAGUUCAUGUAGUUGCUGAACUCACUUAAAAAAAAAAAAAGUCUGGAG
Messenger RNA from Labrus bergylta (ballan wrasse), 2153 nucleotides. RefSeq names its product gamma-aminobutyric acid type A receptor subunit delta (gene gabrd). Gene Ontology annotation, biological process: chloride transmembrane transport; signal transduction; chemical synaptic transmission. The record is from RefSeq and is a predicted model, not a curated record. Lineage: Eukaryota; Metazoa; Chordata; Actinopteri; Labriformes; Labridae. Gene Ontology annotation, molecular function: neurotransmitter receptor activity; chloride channel activity; extracellular ligand-gated monoatomic ion channel activity. Gene Ontology annotation, cellular component: GABA-A receptor complex; synapse; plasma membrane.